AUGCGAGGCGUUGUCCCUUUUCAACAUUCAACAGAAGCCGGCCAAUCCUCUAGCAAUCGGGGCGAUAGCAGUGCUGCAUAUGGCGUAAAGUUUUUAGCUCAUGCUGAUGAUGUCUCAUGUCUAGAUCUGGUUGGAGCCGUCAGGGUGCCGGCCUUUGGGCCAAACUCUCUCGCUGUCGUCAACGGCCCAUCUGCUCGAGAUAGGAUAUAUCUCACUGACCCGGUCAAGCUGCAUACGACGACAAGAGGCCCACAGCGGGUCCAUUGUGGUCCGCACAGGUUGGUGCUUGGGCUCUACCCGCUAGUCCAACGGAAAGGGGAGGAAAAGGGACGGCGGCACGGGACGACUGCUUCAGUGUCCACGAAUCACUUGCUGUAA
This is a messenger RNA of Exserohilum turcica Et28A, 378 nucleotides long. RefSeq lists its product as uncharacterized. The record is from RefSeq and is a predicted model, not a curated record. The transcript has a single exon. Bases 1 to 378 code for a protein of 125 amino acids. NCBI's taxonomy places the organism in Eukaryota, Fungi, Ascomycota, Dothideomycetes, Pleosporales, Pleosporaceae.